UCCUUUUUUUCGGCUAAAGUCCUCCGGACUGUUCAUCGAUGGAUCAAUGUCAAUCGAUGUAGUGUUUCCAAGACGUCGAAUUGGAAAGAUUCACGAUUAUCCCUGAUCGGAAUAAAUCUUGACCUUCGCGUUGUCCUUCCCAUCACUCGUAGCGGGGAUCUGGUGAAGAGUCAUUUUGACUCGUUUGUGUGAAUUAUGGUCUUUGGUUUGAAUUGACCUGUGUCGAUUAUUUUAAAAAUUUCAUGUACGGGCAGGACAAUAAGGGAUCAUACAACAAUAAACACACAAUUAUAAAUUAUAUUCGAAAAAAGGUUUGCUUGUUUUUAUAUGUUUGUGUUUUUUUAUAAGAAAGAUUUUGUUAGAUGUACUUACCUUGUAGAUGGGUAUGCUUGCUGCGGAUGUGAGAAGUAAUAUGUGGUUGUGUUAGGGUGAUGCGUAUAUGUCGCUGGAUGCUAUGUUACUAUUGAAAUUGUUUCAAUGUAUUUCGUGUGGAUGAAAAAUGCUGUUGUUUUUUUACUUGUGUUCGUGACGUCGAUUAUAAAAUGUUCUUUUUGAUAGAUGUCUCGUGUGCAUUGAUGCAAUAAAUUCUCGAUGUUCGUCAAUCGUAAUGUCUGGUUUCACGGGGCGAAUACUACCUCCUAAUGCCUCAACACCUUAUUUCGAACUUCUUCCAAAAAUCCGCCUCUUCUUCCCCGUCGUUCUUCUUCUUUUUUCAUUCUCUCUCUUACCAAUACACUUUUAACACAUCUUCGCAAUUACGAUGGACUAGAUAGUUUUCUUGGUAAUGUACAUGUUGUUAUUAGCAUUCGACUUGAUGGAUAAAUUAUAAACGAAACAUCCGAACGAAUUCUAAUCAUUGUUGGUGCGGAAACAAGGUUGAAAAAAUAUCAAAAUGUCGUUUGUAAGAGUUUUAAACCUUCUGACUUAUGAUUUGUCAUUCUUAUUUUCAUAUCAGACGGGCUUUGAUAAUCCAAAGUGUAGAGCCCGAUGAAUUUUAGUUGAACAUUCGGUUGUAUUCGAUAACUGACCAGCACUGUUCAGCUGAAUGAUGAAUCGAGUGUUCCGAAAAACAAUUCGAUCGAUAAGAUUACUUUCGAUAUUCAUUUCCAUCGUAGAAUUUCACACACAUGGAUUUCAGGCUGAUAUUCGUGAGUACCCAUCGAAUCGCUUCAUUACUAAUUGAACUCAACCGCUGACCGAGCGUUAUGAAUAUGUAUAAUAUCGAAGACGAUUAUGCGCUGACCAAUUACGAUAGGUCCUCGGACAACAACGAUAACCGCUUUUACUACAAUUAGUUCGGGCCAUCGAGCACUGUACCAAAGUCGCUCUAAGCGGGUGAUGGUCUUUUGCUCACUAAAAACUAAUUCAACGUCAUUCUAACAAUGAAGUUUACCUCCACGUCGGAUUAUCAAUCAUGAAUAAUCGCGCGCACGUGCAAGCUGAAAUUUUCUAUGAUACACACCGAAGUUUUCGGACCUUGGACCGUUCGCUUCAACACCAGAAAAAAAGUUCACCCUGGAUCAUGGCUGGAAAUCGUAUACUCCCUGCCAUUCGCAUGCCCGGGCACACCCGGCUUCGUUUUUGCGGUUUUGGACGGCGGUAACGUCGGUUACACGUUGAUCAAACGGUCAUGACGAGAAUCACAAACUACUCGUCUGAUCACAUCGGUAAUUCGUGCAGCUGCAUUUCUCCGACAACGCUGGAGGCCUGAUGAACAAAAUAAUCACGGACGCGUCGUCAACGCGACGCACAGAGUGGACGAGCUCUCCUCGCGCUCUUGUGGAGUCGAACGAAAUUACGAGUAGUACUUCAAAUCACGUACCGUUUUACGCGUUCUGUUGUAGGUAGAUACUAGUACAAAAAUGACAGUCGUCUAUAUGAUGACGGCUGGCAACUAGCUUGGUACGUUGGAUCGUCGAGGUAUUUUUUUUUUUUUUUUGUUUGUUCGCUGCUCGUGUGGGUCGUCUCGGAGAUCGUCGCCGGGCAGCUGAACGACGUGCUUGGAAAUGUGCGUUCGUCUUAUUACCCGCCCAAUAACGCGAACAAUCGGCUUGGCGAUUCUUCAAACGUUCCACCGGAUUGUCAACGACGACGAGAUCUCCCAUCGCCCGAGGCUUCGAUGCAAGUUCAAAAACAUCGCGAUCUCUCGCGACGAACCGUCAAAAUUGACGAAUGAUAUUCUCCAAGUAUUUUCUCUGCCGAUACUUCGUACCGUCGUGUAUGUCUACAGAAAGGACAACGUGAAAUUGCGCAUCCGAUUUUUGUGCGCAAGCGCGAAUCGAAACGACAGUCGAAUUCAUCAACUGCUAGCGUGUUGUACCAACUGCCUGAGAUUUCAGCUUUAGUUGUCAAAUUGACGAUCGCCAAUACAGCCGAGAUCGCGGUAUUUGAAUGUGACUGGGGUACUUUGUGUCAGGGUGAAUAACGUGGCACAGAUAAGUAGGGUGGCAUAGCAUGAAAUAAAAUUGAUCAAUUCAAUGAGAGAUUAAUUAAAUUUAGACGGAAAUACACUCAUCGAAAAGUUUAGGUUAGGUCCUUGAAUUUGACAGCUAAAUUUGAAAUCGGAGCGUGUUGGUCAUUCCGCGAAACAAAUGGCGACUGUCGGCGCACGCGCAAAUCGGGUGCGCAAUUUCACGUUGUCCUCUCUGUAUUAUAUAUCAUUCGGCGAUGUCGUUGACCAUAGUUCUUUCAUCGUUUAUGAUUGGGAACGGGAUAUCCGAAAGCAAUUGACGAAACGAUGGUCGAACUUGUUUGUCUGAGCAUCAUCCCGCCGUCAUCGUCGUCGUUUCGUGCACUUCGACUCCAAAGAACGGUACGAAUCAAUGGAGAAGUAUUUUUUCCGGUGACGUUUCAUUUUUCUUGAUUUCUGUUCGGGGGGAACUCGACGGCCCGGUACCCUCCGCACUCCUCGUCAGGCGUUGCAUCGAUGUUGACGUUACGUCCGCUUUUGUCGAGUUCCUUACUUUUUCCCCCGCUACCGAUGGGUAGCGUAAUAUCGAUCCGUUUAGUGCUUGUUUUACGAGCGCUUUUGUUAGAUUGAACAAAUUAGCAUUAAGAUUGAUUGGAACGGCGGACGUACGUCAGCCGGCGUCGGUGCUGGUGACGAGCACUCGAGUGUCGCCUCCGAAAAGACGAAGAUGUACGGAACACGUCGCGCAGUAAGAAAGUCAAACGGCUGUUCGAACAUGCACAUCGUUUCCCUCUACUAUGUGGCAAAGAUCUCGGGAUUGGCGCCGUUUUCAUUCAGGGACGACAAAGUUUCUCGCGGCUCGCCGUCCGACAAGAUAUAUUCCCUCGUGUUCGCCGCGCUCGCUCUACCGAUUUCCGUAGUAGUGCCGGCGUUAUUUCCCGCCUCGGCCGUUACCGCCGUCUCAGAGAUCGCCGAGUUGACCGAGAGUUUUUUGUGGUACUUGGGCUUCUUCGGGGGGGUUAUACCCGUGGCGACGUUCGCCAGUAAGGAAGGAAUUAUCGUGGAAAUCAUAAAGACGUUGACCAAGGUCCAGGAGAUUAUCCACCGUUCGAAGAUGCGAAACGACGACCGACACAAGUCGAGAGUGCUCGCGAUUCAAAUCGGACUCGCGAUAUUCGGCUUCUUGUGCCUCAACUGCGGUGCGGCCAUUGCAUAUUGGUACAGCAUACUCGAUUUCUGGACUCUGGGCGUCAUCGUGACGACCUACUUGUAUUGUUUCACUCCUCAUUUGGUGAUCAUCAUUUUUUUGAACGUAUUAUCUUUCGUAGAAAAUUAUCUCAAAGAGCUGAACAACGGACUGAUGAACUUUUGCCAACCGGACCGUGAUUUGACUUUGGUUCGGUUUCGCGGCGACAGAAUCGAGAAUUUUCUAGAACCGAGGACUGGCCACGAAACGACGGAAAUCGAGAUUCUCUUAGAGAUCGAGUUCGUUUACCACAAACUUCUGAACGUUAUCGAACAAAUCAUGGAGUUAUUCUCUUUGCCGAUAUUGUUGACGGUCGGCUAUUAUUUUUUGAACCUUUUGUUCUGUUGCUUUUACAUAUUCACCACUUAUGUGAAUCUCUCGAAACUGAGCGCCACGGCUACUUAUCAGGUGAUCGGACGAAUCUUUUGGAUCACGUUGUACUUCUUGGAGUUGUUCGCCAUCGCGAGAGUUUGUAGUUCGGUUCAGAAUACGGGGAAAGCUACAGCGAUUAUAUUGCACAAGGUCUGGUUAAAAAGUCAUCACAAUAAAAUGUUGGACGAGAUUCAGAUGCUCUCUCUCCAGCUUCUACAGAGACCACUGACGAUAUCGGCCUUCGGUUUUUUCUCCUUGGAUUAUUCUUACCUCUACAAGAUUUUCUGCGCCAUGGUGGCCUACUUCGUGAUCAUGGUGCAACUGGAUUCUUCGAAAUCGGAGCCCUCCGCGCUCCAGCACCAACCGAGCACUUGGAACGUAACGAUCCCGAUUUGAGGUAAAGAAUCGCAAGGACUCGAAGCGAUCGCAGGUUAGGUCGUCAGGUGUCACGUUGCCGUACUCGAAUUAUUCCGGCGAUCGCUGCCCCCCCCCCCCCGCGGAGUUGAAACGGCGAAUGAAACCGGCGUGGCUUACCGUUCGUAGUUACCGGAGUCGGUUUCAUAACUGUACAGAGUCCAAGGCGAGGGAAUACGGAAGGGAACAGGGACGAACGAGGUUAGGGCGAGGCGGGCCGAGGCGGAGGGCGCAGCCCACCCCAACUAUUUCCCAACAAUUCUAGCGCGCUGCUGCAAUUAUAAUUAAUUGCAACCCCGGCCCCCUAUUAGAGAAUAUUCUAGGCGUUUGCACCGAGUGGAGUACCGGUAUAACUAUACCAAUGCUCUCCGAAUACAAUAAUCCAUUUCACGUGGCUCCGCGGUCUUGUUCUGGGAGUACGAACCCUUCGUAUCGCUCGGACCAGACCCUCGGACCCGCGGCCCGCACACCCUUCUCCUCCUCCCUCGGCUCAAUGCAGUUCGCUACAAGGGGGUCUAUUACGAGUGUCACGUGAUCCUGACGACCACCGAAAUGCCCGUCAUCGAGUCGGUGUCAAAUUUUCACCGCGGAGAUCCGCGUGCGGACCGAUGAAUUUCGCAGGUCGUCCGAUCGAACGUUACUUCGUCUGUCUCGGAUGGAUUCCACACCCCGCAUCAAGGUCGUCGAUGAUUAGCCUUUCGACUAUGUGUGUUGUACCUUUCACUUAGCGGCAUCGCGUUAUGCUGAUUCGUAAUUGUUUGAAGUAGUUGUGUAGUUUACCGUGAAUUGCAUCACGUCGGAGAUUGAGAACCGGAGGGGCUUCACUCGCGAAGACCUAACCCAAGUUUACCCACAACGGCGAACAAAAAAACUAUCAUCGAAACUACGGGUGUUCGAAUGGAAUGUUAUGUCAAAGAGCAGUUCAGAAUAUUUCAAUUUUUUUUUUGUGUCUUGUGUUUUCAAUCAUUUUUCAAUCAUGGAUGCGCGUGAUUUGGUGAAAUUUGAACUUUGAUCGCUGCCAAAAAAAGGUCGUAUCAUCAGCGAAGAAAAUUCAAUUCCACAAAUCACGCGAAGAACUGAUUUCGAUGUUUCUUUAUUUGUCAAUUUUGUGCGGUACGCUCCUAUGUCAGAAAAUUGAUCCAAAAUCAAAAACAGGAGGUCUUCGUUGUUCCGGUUCUCGUUGUCAGCCACCCUUGUAAACCCUUAAAACCUAUCAAUGUACAUGUAUGUACGCUUAAACCGCUCACCAAUAAACAUAUAAUUCUCGACAAGUUUUUUUUCCCACCAAAUUCCGAUUUCCCCCUUCUUCAGAAUAGAUAGCGGCAACUCACGCGGACUUCAUCCCACUCGAGGGGACGAGAAAUCAAUGUUUGAUAAUUUAGGUUUAAUGCGUCAACCCCAUCCGACACCUUUUACCGUAAGUCGGUGUUUCCGCGGGCUCGCAU
Messenger RNA from Athalia rosae (coleseed sawfly), 5887 nucleotides. RefSeq names its product gustatory receptor 68a-like. Lineage: Eukaryota; Metazoa; Arthropoda; Insecta; Hymenoptera; Athaliidae. Gene Ontology annotation, biological process: sensory perception of taste. The transcript has 4 exons. The record is from RefSeq and is a predicted model, not a curated record. Bases 3138 to 4424 code for a protein of 428 amino acids. Gene Ontology annotation, cellular component: membrane; neuronal cell body; axon.